UGGGAAGACGGGUUGGAGCGUUUCCGUUGCAUUCUUGCUCGACCAUCAUCAUUCACCACAAGCAGUACUCCUACGUUACAAAAAGAAAGACGGCAUACGGCCAACGAAAGUGCGCAACAAUCAAGAGGGAUUGUCGUGCUGGACUGUGAAUCCGGUGGAUAGAUAGAUACCUUUGUUCCGUAAGCGGACCUUCGUGUCGUGCACUGCAACGGCGACGUCAACGGCAGCAAUGGACGACGAAGGGAUGCCACGGGAAGUGAUUCCGGUUGGAGUCACCAUUGCCUACAAACGAAAACAGGAUGGAUUCGGUUUAUGCACCCCGGGAAAACCGGAAGAAACCUUGAGAUCCAGCAGCACGACUCGUCCCGUCCAGCCGGAAUCCUCGCCGCCAACUUCCAAAAGUGUCACCAAAAGCCCGGCCAAGCAGUCUACCUCUCUGUCGGUUUUCGUAGAAGGUGCGACUCUGUAUACCGCCUGCUUAAUAUUGCCUACGGUCGCUGGAUUCUUACUGCGCUCGUAUGAAGAAGCUUGGUGGUGGACCAGCGGCCCCAAUACUCUCACGAAUAACCCUAUGCAUCACCACUCUCGCGAAACCGUCGUGGACCCCAAUUCUUGGUCUCUGUAUGCCUACGAUACUGCUGCGUACUACUUGUGUCCGCACGGCGCGUCCUUUUCCGCAGAAGAACCUAGUAUUCUGUCUACUUGGGUAGGGACCAAUUGGUAUUGGUGUCCCCAGUCCAACGUCUUGAAUCUGGAUGCCUUUGCGUCACCCUUGUCUCCGGAUGCUCAUUCCACCGAUUUUGCUUACAUUGCCAUGAUGAGCUUGAUACUCGCCAUUGUCCGCGUCGCUGUCGUUCACUACUUUGUCCCCUUGGAAGAUUCGGAACGUGUCGUUGCUUGGGUGCGUUGUAAGUCACUCCAUUUAUUGUCGGCGGAUUAUUCCGCCACACUUACACCCCGGGAAGAAGCAUCUCCCCGACCAAAACUUCGUCUGUAUGCCAACGAUUCGUCGGCGACGCAGACUGAUACCCAAGCAACUCUACAAAUUCCCUCCUUGUUUUCGUCCAGCACGGAUCAUCGAGAGUCGCAAGCCAAUCUUGGACUGAGUUACGAAGACUCCGAUAGGGAAGCGGAGGAUUUUGUCCCCCCACAAUCAUUCUUUGCUUCCAGUAAUGAUUUAGGGCCGACUCCGGACGAAUUUUUUGAGGAAUUGUCGUCCCGGAUCCAAACCACGACUUCGACUCCGCCAUCAGCACUGGAACGCCAUACCUCGAGUCGGUUGCACGCGGCACCGCGAUACGCUACGGCGGUAUUUCGACUCAUUUACACCACCAUUGUGAUUGCCUUGGCCUUGAUCUACUUUUCCGACGCCGACUUCUGGCCGUGGUACGUGGGCGGACACGGAUCUACCCGAAAUUGUUGGGAUCUCAGUGGUGGGCUGGCCAACGUUUUGGACUCGGAUUUUGAUCAGCGCAACACCGUGCUACGCCGGUAUUUUUUGUGGCAGGCAUCCUACCAUUGGCAUUCCGGAGCCUUUCACGUUUUGACCAUUCUUAUACUGUUAAUGCAUCCCAAGCAGCAGGAAGCGCCACGACGAUUCGUGAGCGUGCAAACGAGUACGACGGCCUACAUUCGUAGCUUGUUUCAACACAUGAUUGCCUUGGCGUUGAUUGCGUCGGCCUAUUUCUUUUCCUCCCUUCGACGGUUAGUCACUAUUGGCAUGUUUGCCUUUGACGUCUCGAGCUGGUGCUUGCAUUUGUUGCAAAUAUGCAUCAACGCACCGGAAACUUCCCGGUUGCGGCGUGUGCAGGUCGUCACAAUCCUGCAUCGUUACCUCGUGAUUCCGGUCUUUGUCGUUUGUCGAUUCGGUAUUUGGCCAGCCUUGUGGUAUUCCGCAACUUUCGAAAGCCAAUCUUGGUUGCGACAACUGGAGCAGACUUUGGUGCCGGGCGCGGCUCUGGUCAUGCGCGCCUUUAUGCAUAUUUGGUUCGUACUCACCAUGGGCGUAACCGUCGUGUAUGUUCGACGCCUUUUGUUACACCCACACGUGCGGAGGAUUGCGUCCCAUACCACGACAGCUAAAUGGGAAUGAGCAAUUGUUGCAUUGUCCUGUUUGGCAGGCUCGGGUGUACGUAUCAAAGCUAUGCUAUGCUACCCAUAGAUCUGAUACUGCAAUGCAAGUGUCCAAUCUCAAGGGUCGAAAAAUAGAACGUUGGUGUGCUACGAGUCUAUAUUGUUCGACACAAGACGAGUGAGACAAAGUAAACAUAAUCUCAAGUGUUAAAAUAU
This is a messenger RNA of Phaeodactylum tricornutum CCAP 1055/1, 2289 nucleotides long. RefSeq lists its product with no specific name. Bases 230 to 2092 code for a protein of 620 amino acids. The record is from RefSeq and is a predicted model, not a curated record. The transcript has a single exon. Lineage: Eukaryota; Bacillariophyta; Bacillariophyceae; Surirellales; Neidiaceae.